AAACUCAGGGGACACAAUCUCAGAAGGAAAGUGGCCAUGGACCUGAUCCCCAGCUUUUCAGUGGAAACCUGGAUUCUCCUGGCUAUCAGUCUGGCACUCCUCUAUCUAUAUGGGACCUAUAAACAUGGACUUUUUAAGAAGCUGGGAAUUCCUGGGCCAAAACCCUAUCCUUUUGUGGGAACUAUUCUGGGAUACCAUACGGGAAUAUUGGAUUUUGACAUGGACUGUUUUAAAAAGUACGGAAAUAUAUGGGGGAUCUAUGACGGUCGACAGCCUGUGUUGGUGAUCACCGACUUAGACCUGAUCAAAACAGUCCUAGUGAAAGAAUGUUAUUCUGUCUUCACAAAUCGGCGGUCUGUUGGUCCAGUGGGGUUUAUGAAAAGUUCCAUCUCUAUGGCUGAGGAUGAGACUUGGAAGAGAAUACGAACGCUGCUGUCUCCAACCUUCACCAGUGGAAAGCUCAAGGAGAUGUUCCCCAUCGUUAGCAAGUAUGGAGAUGUGUUGGUGAGGAACCUGAGGAAGGAAGCAGAUAAAGGCAAGCCCGUCACCUUGAAAGACAUCUUUGGGGCCUACAGCAUGGAUGUGAUUACUAGCACAUCAUUUGGAGUGAACAUCGAUUCCCUCAACAACCCACAAGAUCCCUUUGUGGAAAAUGUCAAGCAGCUCUUGAAAUUUAGUUUCUUCAAUCCGUUCAUUCUCUGCAUAACACUCUUUCCAUUCCUUGGCCCAGUUUUUGAAUCAUUUAAUAUUACUCUGUUUCCAAAAAGUGUUACUGAUUUUUUCAAAAAAUCUGUAAAAAAGAUGAAAGAAAGUCGCCUCCAAGAUAACCAAAAGCACCGAGUGGACUUUCUUCAGCUGAUGAUUAACUCCCAGAAUGCCAAAGAAGCAGACUCCCAUAAAGCUCUGUCUGAUCUGGAGCUUGUCGCCCAGUCUAUUAUCUUUAUUUUUGCUGGAUAUGAGACCACUAGCACGUCUCUUUCCUUCUUUAUGUAUUUGCUGGCCACACACCCUGAUGUGCAGCAGAAAUUACAGGAGGAGAUUGAUGCAACGUUUCCCAAUAAGGCACCUCCCACCUACGAUGCCCUGAUACAGAUGGAGUAUCUCGACAUGGUGUUGAAUGAGACUCUCAGAUUAUUCCCAAUUGCUGGUAGACUUGAGAGGGCCUGUAAGAAGGAUGUGGAAAUCAAUGGGGUGUUCAUUCCCAAAGGGACAGUGGUGAUGGUGCCAAACUUUAUUCUUCAACGAGACCCAAAGUACUGGUCAGAGCCUGAGGAGUUCCGUCCUGAAAGGUUCAGUAAGGAGAACAAGGACAAUAUAAACCCCUACACAUACAUGCCCUUUGGAAGUGGACCCCGAAACUGCAUUGGCAUGAGGUUUGCUAUCAUGAACAUGAAAGUUGCUAUCGUCAGAGUUCUGCAGAACUUCUCCUUCAAACCUUGCAAAGAAACACAGAUCCCUCUGAAAUUAGCAUCUCAAGGACUUACUCAACCAGAAAAACCCAUUGUUCUAAUGGCAGAGUUGAGAGAUGGGACUGUAAGUGGAGCCUGACUUUCCCUAAGGACUUACACUUUGUUCUUCAAGGGAGCUGUAUGCCCAGACACAAGAGAUCUCAAUGUACUUUGUGAAUAAAACCCAGAAAUGAAGAUGAA
Molecule: messenger RNA, 1649 nt
Organism: Miniopterus natalensis
Lineage: Eukaryota; Metazoa; Chordata; Mammalia; Chiroptera; Miniopteridae
Product: cytochrome P450 3A12-like
Biological process (GO): oxidative demethylation; steroid metabolic process
Molecular function (GO): testosterone 6-beta-hydroxylase activity; oxidoreductase activity, acting on paired donors, with incorporation or reduction of molecular oxygen, reduced flavin or flavoprotein as one donor, and incorporation of one atom of oxygen; heme binding
Source: RefSeq, a predicted model, not a curated record